AUGGCAUCGACAGAGACACCGACGGUACCCUUCUUCAAGAAGAAAGGCAAAGCUCGACCGACAACUGCGCGUAAACGCUCUACAUCUCCUUCUGUUGCGCAGAUAGAGACAGCGUCGUCAUCGAAAUCCCAAGUGACGACUGACUUGGAUGCACCCGAAAGAGAAGGCCCUGACGUCAAGUGGACAUCGUCAGGCUCUCACGUCAAUGCUGCCCUAGACAUCAUAGCUGGAGAUGAACUAGAAGAGCUGGAGGAGAAGAGGCGGCUAAAGGAGAAGGCAGCAGCUGGGAGCGACGACGAGAUACCAGAUGAUGGACAGUAUCGGGGGCAAAGUGCGUACAAGAGCCACCUGAAGAAGAACAAAGAGGUGCCCAAAGCCAUGAGGGUUGGACCCCAACGCAGCACAAACACGAUUCGGACGGUUACAAUCGUGGACUACCAACCGGACGUAUGCAAGGAUUACAAAGAAACUGGUUACUGUGGUUUCGGCGAUACUUGCAAGUUCCUCCACGAUCGCGGAACUUAUCUCGCUGGUUGGCAGUUAGAUCAAUUAGCUGAAAAACCCAAAAAACAAGUCGAGGACGAGUCUUCUGGAUCCGAUUCGGAUGAUGAAGAUGUUCCUUUCGCCUGCUUAAUUUGCCGGAAACAUUACACAGAUCCUAUAGUUACUCGUUGCGGACACUACUUCUGUUCGGCCUGCGCCAUCAAACGUUUCGCAAAGACUCCCAAGUGUGCCGCAUGCGGUGCACCUACAGGUGGAAUGUUUAACCGAGCAGAUAAGGUCAUAGCAAAGAUGAACAAGAAGAGGCAGGAGAAGGGGGAUCAAUCUGACGGCGAGAAUGAUGAAGGGGAAGGCGUUGAAAUUGAGGGACUAGGUGACGAGAGCGGGAAUAAGAAAGGCCAUGAUGGAUCUAACAGUGAUUCCGAUGAGGACUCCGACCAGGAUUGAGAUCCCCCCACUAACCGAGGAAGCGGGUAUGUAACCGCGUUGGAAAUAAAACAACCUAGCAUUCAUGUUCAUGAACU
Messenger RNA from Desarmillaria tabescens, 1025 nucleotides. RefSeq lists its product as uncharacterized. Gene Ontology annotation, cellular component: U2-type spliceosomal complex. Gene Ontology annotation, biological process: snoRNA splicing. Bases 1 to 948 code for a protein of 315 amino acids. The transcript has 4 exons. The record is from RefSeq and is a predicted model, not a curated record. Gene Ontology annotation, molecular function: metal ion binding. NCBI's taxonomy places the organism in Eukaryota, Fungi, Basidiomycota, Agaricomycetes, Agaricales, Physalacriaceae.